Cimex lectularius (bed bug) is the source of this 828-nucleotide messenger RNA. It is a transcript of the gene Mpc1, whose product is annotated as mitochondrial pyruvate carrier 1. Gene Ontology annotation, biological process: pyruvate import into mitochondria. The coding region runs from base 370 to 690 and encodes 106 amino acids. Gene Ontology annotation, cellular component: mitochondrial inner membrane. NCBI's taxonomy places the organism in Eukaryota, Metazoa, Arthropoda, Insecta, Hemiptera, Cimicidae. The record is from RefSeq and is a predicted model, not a curated record. The transcript has 4 exons.
AUGAUCAGAAAAUUGAUGAAUUAGUUUUAAUGAUUAGAAAUGUUCCCAGCGUGUUGUGGUUGUCACAUGGAGAUUUCAGGUUAAGUGGAAAGCGAAAACCUCCUCGAUGAAGCGAAAUGUAACCUCGAGGCUACCUACAAAAUUUUUCCCCAAAAAAUUUCCAGGUCUAAAUUUAAAACACAGUUCUCCGUUUACACCAAAAUUUCCAAAUGAGACCGUCUCGGAUUAGGUCAAGGAUCGCAAGGUCAACGAGUCGCUCAAUGACUUCGCUCGUUGUGCACUUUUGACUUCCAAAUUCCGGACCGCGGCCAAAUUCGAAGGGCUUCUUUUUAGUUUGUUCCUCCCCUUGACGUCCACAUCCUCGAUAUAAUGGCGAACCUCUUAAGAAAACUCGGCGAGCAGAUCAGAAGCCCCGAUUUCCGGAGUUAUUUGAUGAGCACCCAUUUUUGGGGCCCGGUUGCUAAUUGGGGAAUACCACUGGCGGCGAUCGCCGACACAAAGAAGGAUCCUUCAAUAAUCAGUGGGAAAAUGACAACAGCUUUGUGUCUCUAUUCCGGCGUUUUUAUGCGUUUCGCUUGGAGGGUGAAACCAAGAAACCUCCUCCUUCUGGCGUGUCAUUUCAUUAAUGAGUGUGCCCAAUUGACUCAAGGUGCAAGAUUUGUCAAUUACCACUACCUGUCGAAUAAAUGAUUGUAUCUCCAUUGGGUGCAAUCAUAAUGAUUGCACAAAAAUGACAUAGGAACACAUAGUGAUAAAAUGGCCAAUUCCCAUUCCAUUAAAAGCAAAGACUCAUUAUUUUUAGAAUAAAUUACAUUCAAUGCUUGUGAA